Anguilla anguilla (European eel) is the source of this 7292-nucleotide messenger RNA. It is a transcript of the gene arhgef11, whose product is annotated as Rho guanine nucleotide exchange factor (GEF) 11. Gene Ontology annotation, molecular function: guanyl-nucleotide exchange factor activity; G protein-coupled receptor binding. NCBI's taxonomy places the organism in Eukaryota, Metazoa, Chordata, Actinopteri, Anguilliformes, Anguillidae. The transcript is spliced from 41 exons. The record is from RefSeq and is a predicted model, not a curated record. Gene Ontology annotation, biological process: G protein-coupled receptor signaling pathway; intracellular signal transduction. The coding region runs from base 1994 to 6139 and encodes 1381 amino acids. Gene Ontology annotation, cellular component: cytoplasm.
ACAAAUCAGCCUUCAUCGGGAAAGUUUCUACGAAGUUUGGGAGUAAACACUUCGACCGGUGGAGGGCGAAUAAGAUAGCUAUUGGAAAUGCAGACUGCUGUGCGGUAGUUUGCUAAGGUUAUCCAGCCAUAGAGCAGAGCUGGGGCGGCUGGCCGUAGCCUACAAGAAACAUAAGUUCUGGAGAACUGCAGCGUGCUACGUCUCAUACUAGGCCUACACAAAUAGCUUAAGAAGAAAGUUAUGGAAUGCGUCACUUUACUAAUUAACUGAGGCAAAGAACACUACUGGAAUGGGAAAUGUUGCUCACUGCCUAGCUUGGCUAGCUAACUCUGUAUAGAAGUAGCCUUUGCUCAUUAGUGCGCUAGCUUCCUUGCUAACUUGGUCAGAGGUAUUAUGUGUAAAUAUGUAGCCGGCCAGUCAUAUAGUGUUUUAUGGCGUGACAUAGUAUUAGACCAACUAGCUUGAAUUGUGUAAUAGUAAUUUACACGUAAAUUGUUAUCUUCCUGGCGAACCAACAAAAGAGCCCCAUUUAAGUCUGGACCCAAUCCGAUAACCCGAGGAGACCGUCGGUCGCGGUGUGCAGUGACUACGCAAGACCGGGGUGCGCUCAUGGCCUAGGCAACGCGAAAAAUUAAAUGUAUGUUAUAGAACUCAGCUGUCAGUGUAACAGUGUAGACAUUACAUAAACAGUUCAGUGUUUUGACUGCGUAGCUAGGUAGCUAGUAGUUCAGUUUUCGACGUUGACCUUGCUUAUUUAGCUUGGAAAAGGUGUCUUAUCUGUACAGCUUCUUGUCACUUGAGUUUUUAUUCACGUUGGCUAACAACAUCACACAUAUUUAUCUGGCUAAAAACUGGCCAGUCAGUCCAACUAGUUUUUUGACAUUACCUGGCUAACGGCAGUAGUAAUAAUAAUUAUAGUUCAGUAGGCUACUGUAGCUACUAACGCCAGGUGACAAAUUUGCUAGUUGGCUGAACAGAACCAGCAUUUACAACAGCUCGGCUGAAUGACCAAACCGGUGAAAUGUACUUUUUGUGGAUCGUAACAGGUAGUCGACUUAAGCUGAAAUUGGUAGUUUUAUUCGUCGAUCAACAACAAUAGUUACAGCGUGUUUUCCUAUGAACAUAAGCACUAGGGAUGUUUUAGUCUAAUUAAACAAAGACUUUCACUUUGAGUGGAUCUGUUUUCCUUCUGAAGAAGCCUUUGUGACAAUCUUGCUUACUAGGUGCUUAAGGGCGGCUAAAUUUAGCCUUGAAGUGAAACCCAAUUUACUAUGGAUAAUACCACUGACACGCUUCAGGACUAGUAAACACGCCGGUGAAAGUCCCAGCUGUUGGGUAUUUACAUCCGUUUUGUUGUAAUUUUCCGUAUACGGUAUCUCAUACAUAACCCGAACCUAGCGACGUGACUUUUCAUCAGUUGAUUAAUUGUAUAUAUCGUAAAUUUAACGCCAGAUCAUGUUUUCACCAGGGGAUGAUCAACGCGUAUGCACUGUAGACGAGAAAGGUAUUAUUUCGAGGGUCUUGUGUGAUAGAGAGAGAACUGGUUUCACUAAAGCGGUCUAAAGACAGUCCAGAGCGACUUUCGGCCCUGAAGUCUUUCAGGAGUUCUAUGGGCUAUGUUAGGUUUUAAUUUUACAGGACGUAAAGGUUUAUCUCUAGGAAAGGAUUGAUCUAUUGUAAUCAGUUUUUCUUGAUCUGCAUAAAAUUGGGAAGUCUUUUACAAUGUAAUUAAGUGACGUUUCGUCGUGAAAUGUCCUCCUCGCUUUGCUGAAAUACAACUAUUUACUGCUCUUAUGGUUAAUUUCAGUUUUUCACAACUGAAACUGCCGAUGAGCCACGGACAGGAACGGUAUAGUCGGUUUUGAUAUUUAACUCAAGCACUUGGAGAAGAUCACACGCCGGUAAAAAUGAGGGCAUACGUGGGAAGAGGGUUGCGACUCUGAUGACCGUGGCGCUGUGAGACCCGAGGGAACUCAGGCUACUGUCUGCGACGAUGAGUCUUCGCCCCCUGACCUCCACACCGGACAGGCCAGGUAUUCAGAGCCAGAGUCACCUGCCCAGGCUGAGCAGUUUGGGAAUGGGAGACUCAGACCACAAGACUUCAUCUGACCAGCAGAGGGAGCAAGUGGCUGACGCCAGCAUGGAGUGCGCAGGUUUAGUGCAGAGGUGUGUGAUCGUGCAGAAGGAUCAGUUGGGAUUCGGCUUCACUGUGUGUGGAGAGAGAGUGAAACUGGUACAGAACGUCCGACCAGGAGGAGCAGCAGACAAAGCUGGAGUUCAUGAAGGAGACAGAAUCAUUAAGGUGAACGGAUCUCUGGUUUCCUCCAUGACGCACCAGGAGGUGGUGAAGCUGAUUAAGUCUGGGACAUACGCAGCUCUGACCUUGCAGGGCCCGGCACCUUCUGCAUCCACUGGUCCUCUGCAGCCCCCCCCCGGGGGUACCCUGCUCAAUCAAAGAACACCUCUUCCCCCACCCCCUCUGCUCCCACCGUCCUGCCACACCCCCUCUCCCAGAAUCACUGGGCCCAAACCCCUACAGGAUUCUGAGGUACAGAAACAGGCCUCUCAGAUCCUCAGAAAAAUGCUGGAACAAGAAGAGGCUGAACUUCAGUCCCUGCAGGAGGCACUGGCUCUUAGCCCCUCCCCCUUACUGGAACAGCGAUUACAAAGUGCAAAGAGGCGGGCUCACCAAGUCAAGCUCAAGAUUCAGCAGGAUCUGGAUGGAGCUCGAUUUGAGUCAGGAGCGAACUAUAUGAAAGCAGGAGAGGGUGGCCCAUCAGAUGAUUCAACGGAAGGAGACCUUGAGGCAUGGAGGCCCCAGAUAAUUGGACCAGAUGAAGAUGAUGAUGAAGAUCAUUGUGCUAUGACUGAAAUGGAUGGGCUGUUUCAGGAUGUAGAGCUGCUGAAGUCUCGCCCCGCACACAUGACUGUCUUUCUGAGAUACAUCUUCAGCCAGCACCUGGACCCCAGUCCCCUGCUCUUCUUCCUGUCAGUGGAGGCAUACCUAGGCUCCACCCCCAAAGAUGCCCGUGCCCUUGCCCCUCAGAUCUGCGCCCAUUUCCUGGACCCGGAUGCCCCUCUUAAAAUUCGAAUUCGAGAAGACUACAUGUCUGAUAUUGAGAGCCGUCUCCAGGCACAGGAGGAUAUACGGGGCCCUCUCUCAGAGCUGCAGCAGCGAGUACUUCCUGUUAUUCAGGAGCAGAUUCAAGGCUACAGGAGUAAGCAGUUGCUGGGUCUGGGGGCUCUGUUUGGGGAGGGGGAUCUGCAGCAGUUGGAUGGAGACCCAGGAAAGGAGCGGCAGGUUGUGGAUAAACAGGUCACUGCCCUGUGGGAUAUACUGUUGAAACAUGAGCAGGAGCGCAGCGUUCCCCUGGCCUCUGCUGUGAAUCUCUAUCUGCGCCACUCUGGGAUCAAACUGCGUGAGUCCAGACCGCCUGGUCUGGCUGCAGAGAAAGACCGCUGGCUUACCUUCUUCCCCAAAGCCAAGAAGCUCAGCAGCACAAAGAGAGAUGCCGAGGACAGAAAGAGGAACCCCAUUCUAAAAUACAUCGGCAGCAAACCCAGGGGAAACCAGCCUACCUCCCACGUUCCUCUGUCUCCCUCUCAAGUCCGCCCAGGCAGCGUACGGAAUAUCAUCCAGCAGUUUGAAAACAAGCAGCCGGACCCUGCAAUGAUGGGGGAGGAGGCUGGACUCCUGGGUUUGGGGUUCGAUGGGGCCACACAGAGACUGUCUACCAGCAGUCUUGGAGAACAGACUGGUAGUGAAAGUCCCGCUGGGUCAGUGCGUUUGGGCCGCAGUGAGUCUCUAAAGGCGCGCGGGGAGGGGCGUUGCCAUGGUGCCGGUGCUGGUGGGGAGGCGGUCCCUCGUUCCCAUAGUGACGUGGACAUGGAGGACUAUGGAGCAGAGCGUCCCCUUCAUCACAGUAACUCCUCAUCCACCUCCAGCAAUUCUGCAAGGUCUCUGGAAAACUCCACUCCACCCUACACCCCCUGCUCGAGGAGGAGGAGUGUGGAAACUCCAGUAGGACUGCUCCCUGGCACUCCAGCACUGGACGAGGACAGUGGAGAGUUCCAGAACUGGCAGGAAAUGGUGGAUCCACAAACGCUGGUGGCUCUGGGUCCGUGUGAGGUUGACCGGCAAGCUGUCAUCUAUGAGCUCUACACCACAGAGGCGUCCCACCUGCGCACACUCAGGGUCCUGGACCAGGUUUUCUUCCAGAAGCUGAGGGCUGUUCUCAGCACGGAGCAGCUGGCCUGCAUCUUCCCCAACCUGCCCCAGGUUUACAGCCUGCACGCCAGUCUGUGUGAGUCUAUGAAGAAGCUGAGGGAGUCUCCCAUUGUUCUGGGUAUCGGUGACAUCAUGCUGGGGAGGUUUGAGGGGUUCGCAGGGGCGGAGUUUCAGGAGCAAGUGUCUCUCCUGUGCAGUCGGCAAUCUCAAGCUCUGGAGCUCAUUAAGAACAAACAGCGCAAAGACCCUCAGUUCACUCACAUUAUACAGGAGUGUGAAGCAAGCCCGCACUGCCGGAGGCUACAGCUGAAGGACCUGCUCGUAUCAGAGAUGCAGAGACUGACUAAGUACCCUCUUCUCCUGGAAAACAUCAUCAAACACAGCGACUCCCUCUCCCCUGAUCUGCUUCCCCUUCAGAAGGCACAGGCUUGUUGCCGUGGGAUACUGCAAGCUGUAAAUGAGGUCGUCAGGGAGACGGAACAUAAGCAGCGCCUCAUCCAAUAUCAGCGCCAGCUGGACCUCACACCCCUUGAGAAGCAGGCCAAUCCAGUCGUGGCUCAGUUUAAGAACCUGGACCUUACCACUAAGAAAAUGAUCCAUGAAGGGCCACUGACAUGGAGAGUCAGUAAAGAUAAGGCUAUAGAGGUGCUGGCUCUGUUGCUGUCGGACCUGCUGGUUCUGCUGCAGAGGGGUCCCGACGAACGGCUCAUUCUGCGCUGCCCGUCCCGAUGGCUCGUAGGAGGGGCUAGUGGGGACCUGAAGUCCACUUCCUGUCCUGUGGUGCGACUGGACUCGCUGCUUGUGCGCUCUGUCGCCACAGAUAAUAAGGCUUUGUACCUGAUCAGUGCCUCAGAGGGACAGAUCUACGAGCUGGCGGCUGGGACAUCUUCUGAGAAAAACAUUUGGAAAGACUUGCUGGAAAGGUCUGUCUUGUUGGCUUCUGCAUCUUCAUCUUCGUCCAGCGAUGGCUUAGAGCUCGCCUCUGCCUCUGCUUUGAAGUCUGGAAUCUACCGAUCAGAGAGUUGCUUUUCAGAGGAUUCUGUAUGUAUAGAGACAAACACAGCUAAUGAUGAGAACCAGGUUUCCAUGACAACUGCUCCAGUUGUCCAGGCCUUCCUGGUGGAUAAGGAGUGGGAGGGUAGAGGGGGCAGGGUUGCAGAGGCGGCCCUGCAGGAUGUGGAAACUCUACGGCACCUUAUCUUUAGAGAUUUGGGGCAUGAUGGGUGGAGCCAUGAUUCCGAUGAUGUGCCCACUAAUGAUACUGCCAAUGAGAGCUGUCUGUUUACACAUGGGGAGGGGCCAGGAUGUCCAGAAUUGUCCCCCAGACAGCGAGAGGAUGUGGAAGUGGAGGCAGGAACAUGUGUUCAGGUGGUGAGGAAAGCCAAGGGUACGGGUUCUGCUUCUAUUCCUGAUGACAUCACUGGUGAUGAUAGCAUCCACUCCAACCAAUCAGACAGCCCGAAAGCUGGAACCAGUGCAGAUGGGAACACGUUCUACCUGGUUCUGCCCCAGGAACUGGGUGGGACCCAAACAGAGGAGGCCAGCACAUCACCCCCCUUCCAGGGGCAACAUCAGGACACACCCAGCCCUUAUCCUCUUGGCCAAUCACAGGAUGAAAAUGACAGGCAGGCUGUCAAACAGAGCCAAUCACAGCUUGUGGUGCAGAGGCCUUUGAUCGGCAGUGUGGAGGAGAUAUUCAACACCAUAGAACAGCUGAUGGAGAAACUGCAGCAGCUACGGGAAAUAGAGGCCGCCCAUUAUCAGCUUCUUCUAACACUGACAGAUCAGCCUGCCAAUCAUGUGUCAGGUGACAAUGUGCAGACCACACCUACUGAUGAGAGAACCUCAAUUGAGCAGCGUGGAAAGGAUUGCAGCCUAAUCCAGCCAGAGAUCCAAUCCACUGGAUUUUGAGUGUCUAAUGCAGUGAAAACUUCCAACACACACACACACACGCUUACACACAAACACACACACGCACGCUCACAUGCACACACACACACACAUGCUUACACACACGCGCACACACACUCAUGUCCACAUACAUUCAGAAGCACACACACAAACACACAACACAGACUUGCGAGCUCACACACAUGCACAAAAAUGUAUAAAUAUGGAGACCCAUCCGGAUCUUAAGGACCUGUCUAUGAAGAGACUGCUGUUUUUGGGGUGAUGACAUUACUGCAUGAGCCUGAGUGACACUUUGAGAAGGAGCCACAGGAGGCUGGCUGUUAGAGAAGUCUCACAGGAUAUGCAGUAUUUUACCCACAAUGCUUCUGGCCUUGACAGACACAGCCUUCAGUCAGCAGUACUAAUCACUGCACUGGAUACUGGAACAGAAAUGGUGGAGGACCCUGUUUCCAAUGAAGGACUGACCUCUGACAGACAGAUUGGGGACACGCCUGUGAUUGGGUUAGUUGGGCCGGUUGGGGGAGAGCAUGCAGAACGGAGCCUUUCGUGGUUCUGAAAUACACUAAUGGACCCUCCCACUGAAGUACUUAUGCAGGGAACUGACUCUGUCCGCACUGUCCUUAUAUUUCAGGCUGGUUAUCGGUUAGGGGCGGGGUUAUCGGUUAGGGGUGGGGUUAACGGUGAGGGGUGGGGUUAACGGUGAGGGACAGGUUUAAUGGUGAGGGGAUAGGGUUCUGGAGCCCUUGGUAUCUGAUGCACUUUAAGCAGCAGCUCCAUCUCCCUGCCUCAGCUAUUCCUGGUUACUACAUUGCAGUGCUGGCCUCUCCUCUCCUUCUCUCUCUCUUUCCCUUUUUCCUGCCUUUACAUUUUUCACUCCAUGUCUCAUAUCUUCCUCGUGCCCUCCUCUCUCUGUCUGUCUCUGCAAACUGCAGGACUCAUUGAUUGUCUUUUAGGAUCUCUCUCAGAGUUGUAUAAUACAAUCCUUUGUUUUAUGAAAUUUAUGUAACUUCAAUUUUUCUCAUUUUGUUUAAUUGUAGAUAGGAUGAAUAAUUAUGUAAAAUAUUUCUCCCUCAGUUGAGACUGUUAGCUGUACAGUCGGGAGAGUGAACUAACAUUUUCAGAAAUUAAAAUAAAAGGAUGAAGUAAUGUUUCA